Messenger RNA from Cicer arietinum (chickpea), 922 nucleotides. It is a transcript of the gene HSFB5, whose product is annotated as heat stress transcription factor B-5. NCBI's taxonomy places the organism in Eukaryota, Viridiplantae, Streptophyta, Magnoliopsida, Fabales, Fabaceae. Gene Ontology annotation, biological process: regulation of transcription by RNA polymerase II. Gene Ontology annotation, molecular function: DNA-binding transcription factor activity; RNA polymerase II cis-regulatory region sequence-specific DNA binding. The record is from RefSeq and is a predicted model, not a curated record. Gene Ontology annotation, cellular component: nucleus.
UAGUAGCUUCCUAGCUACCAUCAAUUAAUGCAUAUAUAAAGAAGAGUGUGUGUAAUAUAAAUUGUUUUGGUAACACGUACAAAUAUUGAUCAAGCUAGGUAGGUUUUAAUUAAAAUAUGGGUGAAAAUGUGAUGGAGCUAAACUUUGGUUCAUUAGCCAAUUUUUCUUCUAGCUCGUCAUCCCCUAAGCCAUUACGUUGCCCCGCACCAUUUCUAUUGAAAACCUAUGAUUUGUUGGAAGAACAUAGUGAAAUUGUGUCAUGGAAUGAACAAGGAAAUGCUUUUGUUGUGUGGUCUCCAGCUGAAUUCUCUGAGCUCACCUUGCCUAGAUAUUUCAAACACAAUAAUUUCUCUAGCUUUAUUCGACAAUUGAAUACAUAUGGAUUUAAGAAAAUAUCAUCUAAAAGAUGGGAAUUUCAGCAUGAGAAAUUUCAAAAGGGUUGCAAGCACAUGCUGGUUGAAAUAAGUAGGAAAAAGUGUGAGCCAAGUGUGUUUCCUUCAUACCUCAAGUCUUGUUCAGAGGAAAAUGCAAUGACUAAUUCAUCAGUGGAAGAAAACAUUAGUAACAAUCAUGAAUUACUCAUGGAAGAGAACAAGAACCUUAAGAAGGAGAGAUUGAAGUUGCAAAUGCAAAUAGAAGAAUGUAAGACACUAGAAAUGAAGUUGUUGGAGUGUCUUUCUCAAUAUAUGGAUAGCCAACAAAAUAAAGCUAGGAGACUUUGUUAAUUCAUACUCUUUUUUUAGCAGAUGUUAAUUAUACAUUUUAUCAUCAAGAAAUGAAGAAAAAGAAUGUGGAGUAAAUACUCAAGUUUUUGGAGUUUGAAGUUGUAGGGUUGUGUAUAAACAUAGUCUCCUCAUAUUAUUGAUAUUUUAAAAUGACUAAGAAAUUAAAAUGUUGGAUCUAAUUCGUUCCAUUUGUUUAA